UUGUAUUGUUCUGGAAAGAAGAAAGUAGCCAUUAAGAAGGGUUGUCCUGGUCGUCCCACUUAUUUGUCUACUUAUAUUUAUUAACAAACUGUCAUUAUUUUAGCUGGAUAAGUAUCGGUUGGGAUUGUUUAAAGACUUGUUGAGAGGAAUAAAGGUUAAAAGCUGCGAUGGCGUCGCCGCUGGAGAUGACAGAGAUGUACGAUAACGCUCUUCUGGGGAUCCUGCAGCACGUUGGGAACAUUCAGGACUUUCUGCAGGUCUAUUUUGGGUUCUUGUACCGCAAAACGGACUUUUAUCGCCUGCUUUCAAGUCCCAACGACAAGAUGGGCUUCCCUCCAGGUGUGGCGGAGAAGAUGGUGCUUAAGACAUUUAAGUUAUUUGAGAAGUUGGCGGAGCACGACAGAGAGAAAGUGCUGAGCGAUCUGAAGAAGAGAGAGGAGAGUACGUAUGUUCCCCCUCCAGUUCAGGAGUUGGAGGUUGCUUCUGAGCCUUGUAAGGAAACCGAGGAACAGAGCACAGAGGCGGCGCAGAUGGAGAGCUCUCCCUCGGGUUCUGGUUCUGCUCCAGCAGCCUCGGGCACAUCCGUCGUCCCUCAGCAAGAUGGCAGCAGCAGUAGUCCAGCAGUUCAUGAAGCUCAGGCAGGUGCAGCCAGCACAAAAUCCCUUGGAGAUAGUCAAGAAAGCUUUCAGUCCAAUCCUGACAGUUACAAUGGGGCGGUGAGGGAAAACUACAGCUGGUCUCAGGAUUACAUGGAUGUGGAGGUCCGUGUGUUUGUGCCUAAGACGGUUGUUAAAGGCAGACAGGUCAAUGUUAAUUUGCAGACCAGCAGCGUGAGAAUAUGUGUGAGGGACGGAGCUGAAGAGAAAACACUGAUGGAGGGUGAAUUCACACACAAGAUAAACACGGAAAACUCUCUGUGGAGUCUGGAACCAGGACACUGUGUGGUUCUGUCACUGAACAAGACGUCCGAGGUUUGGUGGAAUGCAGUUCUCAAAGGCGAGAAGGAGAUUGAUGUAAACCAAAUUAACCGCGAGCGUUCCAUGGCAACAGUGGACGAGGAGGAGCAUGCUGUUCUGGACAGGCUCACGUUUGACUACCACCAGAAGCUGCAGGGAAAGCCACAGAGUCAUGAAUUGAAAGUGCACGAGAUGCUGAAGAAGGGCUGGGAUGCUGAAGGGUCGCCUUUCAGAGGCCAGCAGUUCGACCCGUCCAUGUUUGACAUCCCGCCCAGUGCUGUGCAGUUCUGAGACGCAACCAAAUCUCAGCCAAACAUGAACUGAAUCGUCUCUGUUUACAGAGCCGAUGGCAGCAGACUCAACGUUUGCUGAAAUUGUGGAUGUUUGUCCCCAGCAAAAGAAGCUGCAAAUUUGUGGAGUAACAUGGAUGGGAAGGGAAUAUUCCCAGAUUCUGACAAGAACAUGCCAUUAUAUCAAAGCUGAUAUGUACAGUUGUACACUGUUUGGCUCAUGAUUUAAUGCUGCAGUGCCUAUGUGUUGUCUGCCCUACUGAUUCUCUCUUUAAUUUUUUUAUUAUCAUCAGUUCUUUUGCUGAGUAACAGCUGAAAUUUCCACCAAGUCUGACUGCAAAAAAAAAGAAUCACAGGAAAUGUUUUUUAGCAUGUUGCAUAAUGUUACUGUACCAAUGUUACUCCACCUCAGUAAAGUAUGUUUUGGAUUGUUUGGGGUUUUUUUGCAUAUAUUUAGUUUUUCCGCUCAGGUUUUUCAACACACAAAUUAAAAAAAAAAGGCCAACAUUGCAGGAUAAAGAAAAAUUAUGAUUACCUGCUGGUUUACUGGUUCAUCUGUCUUUCUCUGCUUUUGACUCCCAGACAAAGAAGAAUAAAAAAUA
Molecule: messenger RNA, 1848 nt
Organism: Archocentrus centrarchus (flier cichlid)
Lineage: Eukaryota; Metazoa; Chordata; Actinopteri; Cichliformes; Cichlidae
Gene: nudcd3
Product: NudC domain containing 3
Exons: 6
Coding region: 168-1247 (359 amino acids)
Biological process (GO): protein folding
Cellular component (GO): cytoplasm
Source: RefSeq, a predicted model, not a curated record